AUGUUUCCACUCGAGUCCGUUCAGCACAAGCAGAUGCCGCUCCUCAAAGCUAAUGCUCAAGAACUUCGCGACUUAGGUGUGCGCUUGUUUUUGUGCUGGAUCCCUGGACAUGCGUUCGUGGAGGGGAAUGAACUCGCCGACCAGUUUGCCAAACGAACAAGAAAGAGUAAAAUUUUGGUCCGUCUGAGUUCGUACUAUGCAGGUAUACUUGACUUCGGAAGAAGCGGUCCUUGUGAGCAAGGCAACGUCUCUAGGAAAAAACGAAAAGCAGAAAAGGCACGUCUUCGAGAGAUUGAGCAGCAACAGGCUGAGAUGAAACGCAGAGAACUGUGGUGCAUGAAAACUGGACUUGGACUCUUGACUACUCCCACGGCAUCCACCAAGUCUCGAAUGAACAGAACUAGGAGUCCGACACUUGCGAUUGCGAAUCAAGUUGAGCACUCUCCUACGCCAAACCGGCCAAUGCAAAGGAAUAGUUAUGCUUCUUUGGGAGCGCGGAUGGCAUUUCUGCGUGCAAUAAAUGAACCUAGACCACAAUCGCUACUGAAUAUCAUGUCCGCUGAACCCAACGUUCACGGAGAUCGCACGGCUGACCCAGCUCUUCCACCUACAGACCUCAAGAACGAGAAAGGCGCCAGUCUCCCAGUCGCUCCAGAGAUGCCAGGCGCAGACGACGGCAGCAAGUCGAAGAGGGAGAUCGGUCUUCCAAAUGUCCCCACCGAUCUCAAGUCCAUCCUCAACACCGCAGAUGAUACCAUCGUCCGUCUAAACAAACUCCUCAAGACCCCAGGCGGUCUCGCGACCUUCCUCUCAACCACCAACUACGGCCUCUACAUCCUCGCACACCUACACUCCACAGCUCCCAGCCGCGCCGAGAUCCUCACAAAGCUCGCGACAGCUCUAGGCCGCACACCACCCAAAGCGCCCAUCGCGCCCGUUCCACAAGCCGCAGGCCUCCCUGCAUCCCCCCUCAUCCCCCUCGCCCUCACCCUCGCUGACCUGCGCACAACCCUGCGUCUCACCGGCCUCAUCCCCCUCUACGUCCUCCUCAAAUCCCUUGUCAAGUCCAAGGAGCCCGACCAAAUCACCUACUUUAUCAAAAUCACCCAAUGCCUCAGUUAUAUGACUUUUCAAUUCCUCGAGAACGUCCUCCACCUCACCAACAAGACCGUCAUCGCUUCAACCUGGACAAACGCCCGCUUCACACGUCUGGGCGGCACUACUAAGCUCAUGACUUGGAGCUGCCGCGCUUGGCUGGCGGGUAUCACGUGUGACUUUUUGAGAUUAUUCCGAGAGGCGCAGCUCGCUAGGCAGACUGGGUCGUACCAGAAGUUGAAUGAGGAGCAGAAGAGGGAGGCGGAUAAGAAGUGGUGGACCGAAUUCUUUGUGGCUACUAGUUGGUACCCAAUGGCUAUUCAUUAUUCGGUCGAGGGUGGUAUUGGAUUGAAUCUGGGCAUGGUUGGUGCUUGUGGCUUUUUCGCCAAUCUUGGGAAUUUCCUCAAAGCUUGGGAAGGGACGAAGUAG
Messenger RNA from Lithohypha guttulata, 1524 nucleotides. RefSeq lists its product as uncharacterized. The record is from RefSeq and is a predicted model, not a curated record. Bases 1 to 1524 code for a protein of 507 amino acids. Gene Ontology annotation, cellular component: peroxisomal membrane. The transcript is spliced from 2 exons. Gene Ontology annotation, biological process: peroxisome fission. Lineage: Eukaryota; Fungi; Ascomycota; Eurotiomycetes; Chaetothyriales; Trichomeriaceae.